This is a messenger RNA of Myotis myotis, 1198 nucleotides long. Its product is annotated as caspase activity and apoptosis inhibitor 1-like. The transcript has a single exon. Lineage: Eukaryota; Metazoa; Chordata; Mammalia; Chiroptera; Vespertilionidae. The record is from RefSeq and is a predicted model, not a curated record. Bases 108 to 1004 code for a protein of 298 amino acids.
GACAUAACUAUUUAUAAAUUUUAUAAGGACAGAUUGCGACGCCGGUGCUCGCGUGUUGAGGUUUAGGUGGUGGCUUCAGAGACGGCGGGCUUUCCAGCUCAAGCAUCAUGACGGGGAAGAAGUCUUCCCGGGAAAAGCGGCGCAAAAGGAGCGGCCCGGAGCGCGGCGAGCGCAGGAAGCGGCGGAGCACGAACUCGGCCUCCGGGGUGCCGGGCUCGGCGCCGCAGGAAGCCAAAUAUCUUUUACCAACUUUGGAAAAAGAAUUAUUCUUGGCAGAGCACGGUGAUCUUGAAGAAGGUGGUCUGGACCUGACUGUGUCAUUAAAACCGCUUAGUUUCUACAUAUCAAACAAAAAAGAAAUGCUUCAGCAGUGCUUCUGUGUCAUCGGAGAGAAGAAGUUACAGAAAAUGCUGCCUGACUUGUUAAAGAACUGUUCAGUAGAAGAAAUUAAAAAAUUAUGCCAAGAACAGUUAGAACUCCUAUCUGAAAAAAAAAUAUUGAAGAUUCUUGAGGGUGACAAUGGUAUGGACUCUGAUUUGGAAGAGGAGGCAGAUGGCUCGAAAAAGGGAUCUGAUUUAGUCAGUCAACAAGACAUCUGUAUAGAUUCUUCUUCAUCCCUGAAAGAGAACAAGCAACCUGAAGGUCUGGAAUUAAAACAAGGCAAAGGGGAAGAUAGUGAUGUUCUCAGUAUACAUGCAGAUGCUUAUGACAGCGACACAGAAGGCCCAUGCAAUGAAGAAGCAGCUGCUCCUGAGGUCCCAGAAAAAACAGCCCAGAGUGAAGCUGGUCAGAUAGAUGAUCUGGAGAAAGACAUUGAGAAAAGUGUGAAUGAGAUUCUGGGACUGGCAGAGUCUAGCCCAAAGGAGCCCAAAGCAGCUACCCUCACUGUUCCUCCACCAGAUGUUCAGCCUUCUGCUCAGCAGCUGGAGCUGCUAGAACUUGAGAUGAGGGCAAGAGCCAUUAAAGCCCUGAUGAAAGCUGGUGAUAUAAAAAAGCCAGCCUAGUUAUUUAAUUUGAACCUGAAUUUUAGGUGUGUUUGUACAAAGCCACAUGGUAUGACUUUGUAUCUGAAAUUUAUUUGGGUCUUACAUGAUAUUUCUCAUGUAACCCUUGUUAGAUAAACUCAAUCUAGACCUAAAAUACCUAUGGCUAUUUUUGUUGAUGUUACUUUUAUAUUAUACAUGUGUUAUUGUUUUAU